Rhizophagus irregularis DAOM 181602=DAOM 197198 is the source of this 512-nucleotide messenger RNA. The record is from RefSeq and is a predicted model, not a curated record. NCBI's taxonomy places the organism in Eukaryota, Fungi, Glomeromycota, Glomeromycetes, Glomerales, Glomeraceae.
UCCAAUGGCAAUCUAACCCAAACCAUUAAUGGGUUUAAUACACGAGAUAUACUUCGGGUUCAUUAUUGUACUAGACUUGUUACGGUAUCUUUUUCCCUUCGCAAUACGCUGUCAUUGUGUAACUUUAAGCGGAAAAUGGUUUAAUUGUAAUAUACUUGUAUUCUGUGAUUUUGGGUAUUGUGUUCGUGUAAUUUCCGUUGUAUUGUAUGCACCCUAACAUUCCCAAUUCCCCCAAAAAUUAUUUAUUUAAAAGCUUCGAAGUUUUCCUUCAAACGUUACACUUCUUGUGCAUCAUAAUUCAUAAAUUAACAAAAAAAGUCGGUUCUAAAAGUAACUCGCACAGGAAUACUUUUACUCUUUUCAUUUCUUCUUUUUGGAUAAAAGAAAAUAUUAUAAAAGGUGAUACAAUAUUUUAAAACAAACUUCUUUCCCCGAUAUUAAAAUUAUAAAAUUUUAGCUCGAAACUUUUUUCAACAUCCUUUCAUUCGGUUCUAAAAAAAAAAAAAAAAAAA